CGAACUUCUCAAGUCAAUUUAAAUAAUAAAAUAUGCUGCUAACUCACAUAAUGUAUGUAAGUAAUUGCAUUAGUUACUGCGACGUCCCUACGAAGUUGCAGUUUAUUUCUUUGCUAUUGUGGAUGUUUCCUAGGCAACAACGCCAAACAGACUUUCUCUGCAAGAGUCAAAACAUAGACCAUUAUUAGAGUGCUUAAGGAGUUUUGUCGUGAAAGCUUGAUCAAUGAACGGGGGAGACGUUCAGCAAAAAUUCCUUGGGGAGCGCGUGAGCGCGGUGGAGAAGCAAUUCAGCGAUUUGAGUCAAUCCCUUUCGGCGAUGAUGAGGAAGAGCGCCCGUCUUCGAGAUAAAACAGACGAGUUCGCCCAAAUGCUCCGCCUUCACGGUUUCGCCGAGAAGGUCUGCACAAAGUGGAGCCAGGGCUUCUUGAAUCUCUCCAACGCCCUAACUCUGUUGGCUGACGCUCGGGACAUGGAAGUGAAGCGACUGGAGAGAAAAUUGCUCCCGGACAUUGUCCAAUACGAUGCCAUUUGCAGAACUGUGAGGGAUGAAGUGAAGGUGUCCGGAGCCUUGCGCCAGAGAAGUUUUGCAGAUCCCAAGGUCAGUGACUUGGGAGAACUGGCUGAGUCUUUCGAGAAGCGUCGACUAAACGAUACUCGCCGGAUUUUUCUGGAGUUCCUAGCUAUCGAACUGGCGAUGCACGCUAAAUCCACUGAGGUACUCAGUGCAGUGUAUCAAGAUGUUAUGGAGAUUGACGAUGAGGCGAAUCUUGAGGAGUUCAGAGAGAAAAUGAAUAGCCAAGAACCUUCUGAGGGUGUUUUGCUACAGAAGAUUCGCUCCCAGUCGAUGGGGGCUCUAAACUAUUCAGCAAAGAGACAGACUCAACCAACUCUCGUUACUCCCAGAGAAUUGGUGACGGAUUCGGAAACUCUUAAGAGCGCCAGAAAGUCUGAGACUCUCAAUAAAGCUGCUUCUCUGGACGUUCUUCAGUGUAACGAGUCAAUUUUCGGCUCAGAAUCAGACUCAGGAACUUCAGAACAAGAGGAUGAAGUCACUGUUGAUCCCAGAUCUGAGAAAUUCAAGUCCAAAUUGGCCCAAUUGAUAAGAAAGCCCUAAGAAAGGUCAUU
Molecule: messenger RNA, 1125 nt
Organism: Phlebotomus argentipes
Lineage: Eukaryota; Metazoa; Arthropoda; Insecta; Diptera; Psychodidae
Gene: Fam92
Product: CBY1-interacting BAR domain-containing protein homolog
Exons: 1
Coding region: 224-1114 (296 amino acids)
Biological process (GO): cilium assembly
Cellular component (GO): ciliary transition zone; ciliary basal body
Source: RefSeq, a predicted model, not a curated record